UGGCAGCUAAUAGGCUAAUAUUAAAUUCGUAUCAACCAGUUUGUAUUCCGGUUCGGUCAGCGAUUGUUGUAUGAACGCUCUACGCGUCGCAUAAAAAUAAGAACAUAAAAUGUUUUCUUUGCGUCGUGUCGGCUGUAAGAUUUUAGAACAAUGGCGGGCGCCGGUCUUGGUGGCUGCGAAGUCGAAGAACUUCAGUACAGAAGCACCUCGACCUUUGACAAUGCUGACUGAAGAUGAAUUAGCUAUGAGGGAGACAAUUAGAAAGCUGGCGUCGGAACAAAUAGCACCACUGGUCAAAAAGAUGGAAGACGAGCACAAAAUCGACGAAGGAAUCAGACAAAUGCUGUUCGAUAAUGGUUUAAUGGGCAUAGAAACACCAGCGGAAUACAGCGGCUCUGGCUGCGGAUUCCUUACAAUGAUGCUUGUAGUGGAAGAACUGUCCAGGGUUGACCCAGCAGUUGCCGCGUAUGUCGACAUCCAUAACACAUUAGUCAACUCUUUGUUCAUGAAGUUAGGAACCGAAGAACAGAAGACGAAGUAUCUGACGAAAUUGUGUACGGAAUACGCUGGCAGUUUCUGCCUCACAGAACCAACCUCUGGAUCAGACGCCUUUGCUCUGAAAACAGUGGCUAAAAAGGACGGCAAGGAUUACGUCAUUAACGGCUCCAAGAUGUGGAUCUCUAACUCGGAUGUAGCUGGCGUAUUCCUUAUCAUGGCUAAUGCUGAUCCCUCAAAGGGUUACAAAGGCAUCACAUGUUUCAUAGCGGAACGCGAUACUCCUGGCCUGACCGUAGCCAAGCCGGAAAACAAACUCGGCAUUCGCGCUUCCGGCACAUGCAUGGUGCACUUCGAUAACGUGCGAGUGCCCGAGGAGAACAUCCUGGGAGAAUAUGGGAAAGGUUACAAAUACGCGGCUGGUUUCCUUAACGAGGGUCGCAUCGGUAUCGCGUCGCAGAUGAUCGGUCUGUGCCAGGGUUGUAUGGACGCCACCAUCCCAUAUACGCUGGAACGGAAGCAGUUUGGAAAGAGCAUUUACUCUUUUCAAGGCAUCAGCUACCAAAUAGCACAUCUCCAAACACAAUUAGAAGCGGCGAGACUUCUGACUUACAACGCUGCAAGGCUAAAAGAAAAUGGCCUUGAUUUCGUGAAAGAAGCCGCCAUGGCUAAAUACUACGCGUCAGAAAUAGCCCAAAAGCUAACAUCAAAGUGCAUAGACUUCAUGGGAGGAGUUGGCUUCACCAAAGACUUCCCUCAAGAGAAGUUCUUCCGGGACGCGAAAAUAGGUACCAUCUAUGAAGGAACAAGCAACAUGCAGCUGCAAACCAUAGCCAAACUCAUCGAAAAGGAAUACACCCAGUAGUUAUAAGAUAUUGCAACAUUAAACACGGUUACAAGCAUUUAUGAGAUUUUACAAUAACCGAUAAACUGUUUUAUUCAUACAUUUGAUGUGUUACAUACAACAUUAAAAAAAAAGUACAUAUAUUUUUUCGAUUUUUAUAACUUGCUAUUUUAUAUUCUAAUGUACUGAAAUUCUUAUACAAUCUGUAUAUAUAUUAAUAAAAAAUA
Molecule: messenger RNA, 1566 nt
Organism: Pararge aegeria (speckled wood butterfly)
Lineage: Eukaryota; Metazoa; Arthropoda; Insecta; Lepidoptera; Nymphalidae
Gene: Acade
Product: short/branched chain specific acyl-CoA dehydrogenase, mitochondrial
Exons: 9
Coding region: 110-1360 (416 amino acids)
Cellular component (GO): mitochondrion
Molecular function (GO): acyl-CoA dehydrogenase activity; flavin adenine dinucleotide binding
Source: RefSeq, a predicted model, not a curated record